Messenger RNA from Daphnia pulicaria, 6818 nucleotides. RefSeq names its product laminin subunit beta-1-like (gene LanB1). Gene Ontology annotation, cellular component: laminin trimer. Lineage: Eukaryota; Metazoa; Arthropoda; Branchiopoda; Diplostraca; Daphniidae. The record is from RefSeq and is a predicted model, not a curated record. Gene Ontology annotation, biological process: substrate adhesion-dependent cell spreading; cell migration; basement membrane assembly. The transcript has 14 exons. The coding region runs from base 632 to 6175 and encodes 1847 amino acids.
UCCAUGUGCCCAGCAAGUGUACACAACACAGAAGGGGGACAAGUGACAAACAAACAAGUGACCAAGAAUCUGUGGUUUGUGUUUGUUUAUCUCUCCUAGCAGGAUCGCGUGCCGCCUGGCUUUAAUUCCGAUUGAUUCGUCAUCGUUCAAAAAAGAAGAAAAAGAAAGAGGAACGCAGGCCAUCUAGCGGUUCUCCGGGACGACGACCAAAGACCCGGAUUUUUUUUGGGGGCUGGAGCAAGUAACUAACGCUGUGGUAGUAGGGAUUGGCUGGCUUGGUUCUCAUACGUCCUGGAGCCGCGGCGGAGCUAGGACUAGCAGUCUCUCUCCGACCGCAACGUAAAACGCGAAAAAAUUAAUCGCGAAAAAAGAUAACAAAACAAAACGAGCCGGCGUGAACUUGUGUUUCCGUGUUUUUAAUUUCCCGGAGAAAAGAAAAGAAUCCGAAGUUUAUAUUCGAUUGGGGUUGGAAUUUUCAGUCAAAAGUUCCAGCAGUGGUACAAGAAAAAAGAAGAAAAAAGUCGCGAAAUUACUGCUCCUUCCCCGAUCCGGAUGGAUAGUCACGUCAGUGGAUCUAAUAAGAAUUGAAUAGAAAAAAAAAAGAUCCACCUCUACUCAUCGUAGAUUAGACAUGGAUUCCAAAUUCAGUCUACUCGUGCUCAUCGUUGUCGUUGCAACCUGCUUAACAACCGUAGUUAGCGGGAAAGCGGCGGGAAUCAAGCCGCAGCGAAGCAGAUUGUCGUCGACGAGAAAAUCUGUACGAAACACGUCGGUGAUUUACAGCCAAUCCCGCGUGUCCCACCAAACGGAAGAGACCACCAACACAAUCGAGUCGUCAUCUAGGUCUGCCGUAUCCAUGGCCGAUCGCAUCCAUCCGCUAUCUGAUUUAGCCCUGCACGAACCAGGUGUUGUGUCGCAAAGGCCGCAUCCAUGCGAGCAGAGUUCGUGUUACCCGGCCACGGGCAAUUUGUUGCUCGGCAGGGAAAUGCGUUUGUCCUCUUCGUCCACUUGCGGUCUCCAAAAGAAGGAAAAAUAUUGCAUCGUUUCCCAUUUGGAAGAUAAGAAAAAGUGUUUCUGGUGUGACUCGAGGCCGGAGCAGGUCAACAGUCCCAGCAGCCAUCACAUUCAGAACAUUCUCUACCGUUAUACCCCGACGUCUCGCCGGCGAUCUUGGUGGCAAGCGCAAAACGGCGUUGAGAACGUCAGCAUCCAGCUGGACCUGGAGGCAGAAUUCCAUUUUACUCACUUGAUCAUGACGUUCAAGACCUUUAGACCGGCCGCUUUACUUAUCGAGCGCUCUUAUGAUUUCGGGCGCACAUGGAAGAUUUAUCGCUACUUUGCUUACAAUUGCGCUGAAUCAUUCCCGGGUGUGUCCCGUGAGCCCCCGCGCAAUUUGACGGAAGUCAUUUGCGAAUCGCGCUACUCUGGCGUCGCUCCUUCAACCGAAGGUGAGGUCAUCUUCCGCGUUUUGCCGCCCAACUUGCCCAUCGACGAUCCUUACUCGCAAGAGGUCCAGAAUCUCCUCAAAAUGACCAACUUGCGCGUCAAUUUCACCAAACUGCAUACUCUCGGUGACGAUCUCCUUGACAACAGGGAGGAGAUCCAGGACAAGUACUACUACGCCAUUUAUGACAUGGUGGUGCGAGGUUCUUGCUCGUGUUACGGUCACGCUUCUCGCUGUUUGCCCUUGCCUGGUGUAGACGAGCGGACGGACAUGGUUCAUGGUCGCUGCGAAUGUACUCACAACACCAAGGGUCUCAAUUGCGAGCAGUGUGAAGAUUUCUACCACGAUCUGCCCUGGAGGCCGGCCAUUGGUCGCCAGACCAACGCUUGCAAACGCUGUAAUUGUAACCAACAUUCAGGCCAGUGUCAUUUCGAUCCGGCCGUCUACGAAGCCACUGGGCGCAUCUCUGGUGGUGUCUGUGACGAUUGUAAUCACAACACUAUGGGCCGCAACUGCGAACAGUGCAAAGCUUUCUUCUACCAGGAUCCUACCAAGGCGAUUAGCGAUGCCGACGUUUGCUUGCCAUGUGACUGCGAUCCUCGCGGUUCAUUGGAUGAUGGCAUCUGCGAUGCUCGCUCUGAUCCUUCUGGUGGCGUCCAGGCCGGUCAGUGUCACUGCAAACGUUUCGUGGAAGGUCGCCGUUGCGACCAAUGCCAGCACGGAUACUGGAACUUCACCGAAGAGAACCCAGACGGUUGCCAGGUGUGCAGCUGUAAUUUGCUGGGCACUUACGAAAAUCAAGGUUGCAACGUCUACAGUGGCGAAUGCGUCUGCAAACGCUACGUGACUGGGCGUGACUGCGACCAAUGUCUGCCUGAACACUGGGGCCUGUCGGAGGCUCGUGAUGGCUGCAAGGCUUGCGAGUGUGACCCUGGAGGCUCCUAUGACAACAACUGCGAUCUGUUGACUGGUCAGUGCAAAUGCCGACCGCAUGUCACUGGACGCACUUGCUCUCAACCAGAGCAAGGCUACUUCGCUGGAUUGCUCGACUACAAAAUCUACGAGGCCGAAUAUGGAGGCAUUUCCGAUCGUGCCCAGCUCCAGAUCCGUGAACCCUACAGAGAUCGUGAUCCCAGCUGGACUGGACCUGGCUUCGUUCGUGCUGUCGAAGACUCUUCCAUCCAAUUCACUCUGGAUGCCAUCAGCCAAUCGAUGGAAUACGAUUUGGUCAUUCGUUACGAGCCUCAGCUGUCCGGUCAAUGGGAAGACGUUCGAGUCGUCGUCGAACGACCCGGUGAAGUCGAUCCCGACGGACCUUGCGCCAAUCAAUUCAAUCAACAAGGGCCACCUAGUGGCGGUCUAGAAAUAUCGAGAGUAUCACUCCCAUCCGGCGCUCGUCACGCUGUCAUCUAUCCGCCCACUUGCCUGGAAGCCGGAAAGAAAUACAACGUCCGGCUGGAAUUCAAGUCGUACGACUCCAAUCAAGAAACUCCAUCAGCCGCUGUCCUGAUCGAUUCCAUCACGGUCGUACCGCGUGCAGGUUCAAUCCCGUUCUUGGGAGGAUCACCGGCCGCCGACUACCGUCGCCAAGAGUUCGAUCACUACCGUUGCGCCCAGUACUUUUAUUCCGUCGUCAAGACCAACAUCCCUGAAGUCUGCAAGAAACAUCUCUACAGUAUCGGCUUCUACGUCCUUGGAUCCGGUUUCGAGUGCCAGUGCGAUCCCACUGGAUCCUCGAGCAGCAUCUGCGAUUCGCUAGGUGGUCAGUGCUCGUGCAAACCCAACGUCGUUGGCCGUCGUUGCGACCAGUGCGCUCCUGGCACCUUUGGAUUCGGGCCAGAAGGUUGCUCGCCAUGCGAGUGCAAUCCUGUUGGCUCGCUCGACAACUUUUGCGAUAGCGGAACUGGACAAUGUCGUUGCAGACCCAAUACUUACGGCCGAGUUUGUGACCAGUGCCAACCAGGAUAUUGGAACUUCCCUUCGUGCCAACGUUGCGAAUGUAACGGACAUGCCGACCUUUGCGAUUCACGAACAGGCCGAUGCCUUGACUGUCGCGAUUUUACGACCGACGACCAUUGCGACCGUUGCUUGGACAGUUAUUACGGAGACCCUCGUUUGGGUGUCGACAUUCCUUGCCGUGCCUGCCCUUGCCCAGGAACCAUCGAUUCGGGACAUUCUUACGCUCCUCGGUGUUCGCUGGACCGCGAAACACAAGACGUGAUUUGCGAAUGCCAAGAAGGCUACGCCGGACCCCGCUGUGACGUCUGCGCUGACAACUAUUUUGGGAAUCCAGAAGUCCUUGGUGGCCAGUGCCGACCUUGCCAAUGUAGCAACAACAUUGAUCUUUCUCGACCGGGCAACUGCGCUGGUAAAUCGGGUGAAUGUCUUCAGUGUCUAUUCAACACUGAAGGAUUCAGCUGUGAAGUCUGCCAGAAAGGCUUCUUCGGCGAUGCCCUUUCCCAGCAAUGUACACCUUGCGUUUGUAACCUCCUGGGCAGCGAUUCCUCUUUAGAAGGGCCAUCCGUCUGCAACCGACAGACCGGACAGUGCCCGUGCUUGCCCAACGUGGAGGGUCUGUCAUGCGAUCGCUGCGCAGUCGACCACUGGAAAAUCGCUUCAGGCGAAGGUUGCGAGGCUUGCAGUUGUGAUCCAGUCGGCUCACUUUCGACCCAAUGUAACGAAUUCGACGGCCAGUGCGAAUGCCGCGAAGGUUUCGGUGGACGAAAAUGCGAUCAGUGUCGCGCCAACUACUGGGGUAAUCCGUCCGACAACUCUUGUCGGCCAUGUCUCUGCGAUCCACUGGGAUCCGCCACCCAACAGUGCCACCACGCAACGGGCGCCUGCGUCUGCUUGCCCGGUAUGGGUGGCGAGAAAUGUGAUCGAUGCGCUCGUGGAUACGUCGGCGCCAUCGUUCCCGACUGCCAGCCAUGCGGCGAAUGUUUCGACAACUGGGAUCGCAUUCUUCAGGAAUUGCGCGGACAAACCGAACAAGUGGUAGUGGCUGCCGGACAAAUCCGCGAGACGGGAGCAACUGGAGCUUACACCCGAGAAUUUGAAACGAUGGAAAAUAAGUUGAGCGACGUGAGAGCUCUGCUUCUCAAUACUACUCUCAGCGGCCACGAGUUAUCCCAACUAGAAGAACUUUUCAGUUCCAUCAAAACGAAUUUGACAAUGGCCGGUCAAGGAAUGGACGGAUUGGAUGCCACUGUAGAAAACACUACCCAACGUGUCUUCUCCGUGGUUUUGGCACUUUCAAACCUGAGAUCUAAAGCCACCGAUCUGCAAACUGCCGCCCAGUCACUCAAGAACAACGCCACCAAAUUGCAGGAAGCCAACGUCGAAGGAGCUUUGAAUUUGACACGUGAAGCUCGUCAGCGAUCCCAGAAAGCUCAAGAUCGGGUUGAAUUCACUCAACAACCAGUCAGCGACUCGGAAAGGCAACGCAGGAGGACGGAAGCAUUGCUGUCGCGUGUCGCUCCACAGCUGGGCGAGAGUCAGCAAAGAAACGCUGCCGAUCUGGCCGAUCUUGGUGGUCGGCUCGCCGUUAUCGAACGAUCCCUACCCGAGUUGAACGACGCCGUCUGUGACGGACGCGGUGAUCCUUGCGACAGCUUGUGCGGCGGCGGCGGGUGCGGAAAAUGUGGAGCUCUGUCAUGCGAGGAAGGAUCCGUUACCAAAGCAGAAAAUGCGCUCAGUUUGGCCAAAGAAGCGGAAGGAAUUCUACGCAAUCGGCAGUCCGAAUCGGAAGAGAUGAUGCGCGGCGUACGUCAGGCUGAAGUGGAAGCGGAGGCUGCCCGGGUGAUGGCCCGUGAGGCUCUUUUGGCCGCCGAAUUGGCCCAGAAUCGUUCAGAAGCAGCCAAAGCUGAAGUCGACGAGCUGAUGAAUCAAAUUGACGAAUACCUCGAGCAGUCUGGCGCAAGUCCGGCCGACAUUCGUUCACUGGCUACCGAUGUUUUGUCUAAGGGCAUUUCAUUGCAACCCGAACAGAUUACUGACCUAGCCCGUCGAAUCAACGAAACCAUUUCAUCUCUGACCAACAUCGACGCCAUUCUGGCCGAGACGUCUGGAGAUUUGGCUUCGGCUAAGGCCCUCAAAGAUCGUGCCGAUGCGGCCAAAGCUCAUGCUCAGGGCAUUCUGACUGUUGCCCAGCAGGUUCUUGACUCUUUGGCUGCCGCCAAGGCUGCUCAGGACAAGGCCGAAGAAGCUAUUCAAACAGCAGAUAAGGAUAUCAGUGCGGCCGAACUCCAUCUGACGCAGAUUGCCAGCGAGACUGCCGAUGCUCAAGCGAAAGCCAGUGAAUCAGUCCAGGAGGUGGAAGGACUACGGGAGAGGCUUAAGGAACUUCAGCGCAAGCUGAUCAAAAACGAGCGAGACGUGAAAGAAGCGGCUCGUGAAUCCGAUGUGGCUGCAUCGUUAGCCUCGCGCGCUGGACAAGGCGCAUCCGAGCUGGACACGGCUUAUCAGCGAGCAUUGAAAGCUUUGGAAGAGAAGACGGCAAGAAGUGGUGAUGCCCGAGAGCGCUCUGCCCGUCUCCAAGAUAAGGCAAAUCGGCUGUCGGCUAGCGUGUUUGCCAAAGUUCAAGAGCUCAAAGAAAUGGAAGAUGAAUAUUUACUGCAUGAGCGCCGGCUGACCGACCUGUCUGAUCAAGUGAUGGCAAUGAAUGUGCGCAUGACCGACUACUUGCAGGUUAUUAGCGAUCGCUCUGAAUUCUACCGCACCUGUCAAAAGUAGGAAAUUAGAUAUAUGAUAGCAUCAACUCCUCCCACACUGCCUCUCGUCUAUUGCGACAGUCGCAUUACCCUCUCCAAACGAGCAUCCGUCAAUAGUCCAUCAUUUUAUACCACGUAAUCCAAACCUAUCGAAUUCAAUCGACAGCACACAGCAGUCUCCUUCCUCUACUUUGCAUUUGAUGUACAUUUGGUCGAGAAACAAUAUCAAUUACCGUGAAUCUUCUCCCCUCACUCAAUAAGGUGCCUUCUUGAAUUAACUGCAGCGUGCCAAAUUUGUUUUUCUUCAAGCUUUUCCAUCGUUUUUUUUUUCUCUUUUCUGUUUUUUUAAUUUUUUAUAUGACCUUAUAUGACUGGAUCGUUUGAAAACGAAUCUACUAUAAUCUCUUUUGAUUCUCUUUACAAACAGAAUCUUGUGCCUUGAAAGUUUUUUUUUUCUUAACAAAAAAUCAAAAGACAUGGAUGUAAUGGUCGCAUCUUUUAUCCAAUCCUCUUCCUCCUCCUCCACCUCCCACCCGUUAUGUGUUUCGCCCUUCCUCCUCUCCCAUCCUUCCACCGAAACAGUGUGUUCACCCCAAGACAUCACUUAACUAUUAUUGUUUGAGACUGUGGAGCGAUAAAACAAUAAAAGCGACAUUACAAACCAC